GUCGGGAGAACACUCUGUGGGGAGGGGGCGAGGACGGGGAGGGAGGGGGAAACGGGACGGAGGGGACAGCCGUCAGUCUGCGGCAGAGGCCGGCGGGGAGCGGAGAUGGACCGCGGACAGCGCGUCCCUGUGUGAUAGAGCGUGUGCUUUACGUCCUGUGAGUCGGGCUCGUGAGUAGUGUGGGUACGGCGCCUAGUGAGCACCAUCGAGGACGACUCAGUGGAGAAACGGGGCAUGGACACCGCUUAUCACUACGACCGCGACAGUCACGGCAUGGCAGGAUUGCGGCCGCUCAGCGCUGCCAGCGGCGAACAAGAUAGGAUCGACGCCCAACUGCGAGCGGAGUUAGACUGUGCACUCGCGAUGGGCCGCCAGGAUGGCGGCAUGCAUCCGGGGUCCGGCGACGAACGCGGCGGCGGUCACGAAGGUGUGCGAUCGCAUGCAGCAAUCCACCAUCAGAGCCAACAGCGCGAUCACCUGCCCCCGGCCGCCGCUACGGUGACGGCGGCCGGCGCGGCGACGGCGCCGGGCCCGGCUUUCCGCAGUGGGCCCCCGGCAGUGGGGGCGGGGCCGUGUGGGCCGGGUACAGGGCCGGCGGCUGGCGGCCGUGACCGAGAGCCGGUGGCACGACCCCGGCGGCCCGGCUGUUAUAGCGCGGAGGACUCGUACAUACGGGGACGAUGGGCAGGGACCGAUGACGUUCUGGGGUAUGAUGACGAUCGCGAACGGGCUGGUUCGGCGGCGCCGGCGACACGUUUCGGCGACCUUCGACGGCACGGCGGCGGCCCUGAGCCCCGGAACGCGGACCCGGAGCAGCGCGGCCGCACCGGGCGGCGGCGGCGCCGCCGACACAGCAGCGAUGGGGGACCGGUGCGCCGCCGACACAGCAGCGAUGAGGGACCGGCGCGCCGCCGACGGCGGGACGACCUGUCGUACUCAUCAGAGUCGGAGUCUGACGAAGAGGACGGCAUCGACCGGAGGGUGGAGUAUCGGGCCGCCCCGACGCGGUCACGGACGGGGGCGGCGCCGACGGCUCUGCGGCUGCCUGCGAUCCAAGUCAGAGCCGAGCGGCGGCUACGGAACAGGCGCCUGUAUGUGUCAGUGGAGGAGGCUUACGAUGCCGCAGAGGGCCGGCCGAACACGGCCAUGGAGUAUGUCGACCGUGUGGCCGGCUUGCUUACACACACAGUGUUUCACUUCCCUGAGUGCGGGUUGCAGGUGGUCGGGUACCUGAGUUGGCUUGUCGGGCUGUGUGCGCGGCGCUCGCUCCGCGACGUACAGGUGGCCGAUAGCCGGGCGCGUCAGGCCAUGGCCAUGCGGCCGAGAGAUUUCAUGACGCAUGAUGAUCUGGACCGGUUCGCGGUGCCCGCGGCCCCCGUGCGGAAUGGUGGGAACCCAGGCCCCGGGGGAGGGUUUCGUAAUGGCCGAGUGACAUGUAUGCGUCAUGUUCAACGGAACGUGUGCCGUUUCCCGUGCCCCGAGAACAGGUAUCACCCGCCGUGUACCGAGUGUGGUUCUCAGGUCCACCCUACAGGUUACCACGGAGCACCAAUCGGCGGUGGCGGUUUUGGCCCGGCAUUGGGCCGCGGCCGGGGACCGGUGAGCCGCGGCGGUGUUUUUCCCUAGUGCCCAGGUGAGUGCAACACCUGCCGCGGCGCGAGACGCGUGCCCGCCUACACCGGUAUAGGCGUCGAGAGACUUGACCAAGUGUUCCGGGGCUGUCCCAAUGUUAACCUAGAAACGCGGAGGUCGUCUUGUACCGCUUUCGCGUCAGAGCUCAGCGGAUAGGGUUCAGAGGGGGCCGCCGGUGGAGAUUCACCGCGACAACCGCUCCGCCGUGCGGCGCAGCAGGGCCGUGUGUGCUGCGAUUACUCGGGAAACCAAUAACGGAUUCCCUAGGGGACCUGUUCAGACGCCCGGCUCUUUUUAGACCUGUCCCACCCGAUGGGAGCUUUGUGGUGUCGGUCGGGGUGACACGGACGACGCGGUCGCCGUCUACGAUCACAUUCAGGCGAUAUGUCGCUAUAUAUCGAACUUUUGGGGGUCAUAAUAGACACCGUCGCCACUGUCCGGUUAUCGACUCUGAGUGUGCCAAUACACUACAAUUGCCUAUCGGUUCCAGUUGGGGCAUUUGGUGGUAGAUGAGGAGCGCAACCAAAAAGUGGGUGAGUACGGCCAAUAACAGCCAAAUGGGAAUGGGAGCACGGGACAAUGGCGAUAGAGGAGGAAACACUAAUCGACAUUAGGGCCCCCUAAUGAAGUUUAGUGGCUCGACGAGGCGCGAAUUGGAGACUCCGCGAGCCGCCUGGUCCGAGGCAGGGUCGGGAGAACACUCUGUGGGGAGGGGGCGAGGACGGGGAGGGAGGGGGAAACGGGACGGAGGGGACAGCCGUCAGUCUGCGGCAGAGGCCGGCGGGGAGCGGAGAUGGACCGCGGACAGCGCGUCCCCCGCCCACCAUCCCCACACAGCGGCCCCUUUUCCUUUCUUUUUCUCUCCUUCUCUCGUUUUUUUUUUUAACUCCACUCCUGCUUCGUUGUCUUUGUUAGUUGUCCCCAGUAAUAGGUACCGUCGUCUCACCCAAGGUUGUGGUAGAUGAGGAGCGCAACCAAAAAGUGGGUGAGUACGGCCAAUAACAGCCAAAUGGGAAUGGGAGCACGGGACAAUGGCGAUAGAGGAGGAAAC
Molecule: messenger RNA, 2683 nt
Organism: Amphibalanus amphitrite
Lineage: Eukaryota; Metazoa; Arthropoda; Thecostraca; Balanomorpha; Balanidae
Exons: 2
Coding region: 235-1626 (463 amino acids)
Source: RefSeq, a predicted model, not a curated record